This is a messenger RNA of Periophthalmus magnuspinnatus, 3603 nucleotides long. It is a transcript of the gene clgn, whose product is annotated as calmegin. The coding region runs from base 201 to 2102 and encodes 633 amino acids. Gene Ontology annotation, biological process: protein folding. Gene Ontology annotation, cellular component: endoplasmic reticulum; endoplasmic reticulum membrane. Gene Ontology annotation, molecular function: calcium ion binding. The transcript is spliced from 15 exons. The record is from RefSeq and is a predicted model, not a curated record. NCBI's taxonomy places the organism in Eukaryota, Metazoa, Chordata, Actinopteri, Gobiiformes, Gobiidae.
AGGCCGAGGGUCCAUUGAAGGGUCCGAGCUGUCAUCUGCGGGUCCUGCUACCUCUGUGCUUUUUCUCCUCCGCGCCUCCUCCUCAUCUCUCCGGCUGCACCGCUCAGCCUCAUUGCACAUUUUAAUUCAGACCUGUACUGUUAACACUGCGGAGAAGCGGUGGAAUUAGAAGCUUUUUCAGCAAAUAAGAAGACGCAAGAAUGAGGCUGGAGAGGGGGUGGCUGUGCACUGCUCUGCUCCUGUCCCUGGUGCUGGCUUUGGGAUGGGCCCACGAGGAUUCAGAGGCCGACGUGGAGGUGGAGGACAGUCUGGGUCUGGAUGAAGAAGAAAUGAGGGUCCUAAUGUCUGAGGAUGAAGCGAUAGCCAAAAGAACGAGCAUGGCUAACAAAAAGGCAGCCACCGCUACUGCAGAUGCCAAUAUCUCCUUCCAGGUAAUAUACAAGACUCCUGUGCCCACCGGUGAGGUCUACUUUGCAGAGACAUUUGAUGAUGGGUCCCUGGACGGGUGGCAGCUGUCAAAGACGGUGAAAGGAGACGCAGAUGAUGAGAUAGCAAAAUAUGAUGGGAAGUGGUCUGUGGAGGUGCUGAAGGAGAAUAAGGUUCCUGGAGACAAAGGUCUGGUCUUGAAGUCCAGAGCAAAACAUCACGCCAUCGCUGCUCUUCUCAACAAACCCUUUGUGUUCAAAGACGAGCCUCUCGUGGUCCAAUAUGAAGUCAAUUUCCAAGAUGGCAUUGACUGUGGUGGUGCAUACAUCAAACUACUGUCAGAUGAAGGAGAUCUAAAUCUGGAGCAGUUUCACGACCGCACCCCUUACACCAUCAUGUUUGGGCCGGACAAAUGUGGAGAGGAUUACAAACUUCACUUUAUCUUCAGACACGAAAACCCUCUGAACAAAGACAUCGAGGAGAAACACGCCAAGAGAGCUGAUGUCGACCUGAAGAAGUUUUACACUGACAAGAAGACGCAUCUGUACACACUGGUCCUAAACCCAGAUAACAGCUAUGAGAUGUUCAUUGACCAGUCCAGUGUGAGUCGUGGGAACCUGCUUCAUGAUGUGGUUCCUCCAGUGAACCCUCCACGUGAGAUCGAUGACCCAACAGACUCCAAACCUGAGGACUGGGACGAGAGGGCCAAGAUCCCUGACCCAGAGGCAGUCAAGCCAGAAGACUGGGAUGAGGAAGCACCUGCAAAGAUUGAAGACCCCGAUGCCCUGAAACCAGAGGGCUGGCUCGACGAUGAACCUGAAUUUGUCCCUGACCCCAGUGCUGAGAAACCAGAGGACUGGGAUGAGGAGAUGGAUGGUGAAUGGGAGGCCCCUCAGAUCCCAAACCCGACCUGUGAGACUGCCACCGGCUGUGGGAAGUGGAAACGGCCCAUGAUCAACAAUCCCAAAUAUAAGGGCAAGUGGAAGGCUCCUCUAGUGGACAACCCCAACUAUCAGGGGGUGUGGAAGCCGCGUAAAAUCCAGAACCCAGAGUUUUUCGAGGACCUGCACCCCUUCAGGAUGCGCCCGUUCAGAGCCAUUGGUCUGGAGCUGUGGUCCAUGACAUCAGACAUUUACUUUGACAACUUCAUCAUCACAUCUCACAAAGAGGUGGCUGACCGCUGGGCCUCCGACAGCUGGGGGCUCAAGAAACUCGUGGCCAGUGCGAAUGAGCCCGGAAUCGUGGCUCAGCUGAUGAUUGCUGCAGAGGAGCGUCCCUGGCUCUGGGUCGUCUAUAUACUCACUGUUGGGCUUCCUGUGGGGCUGGUUGUGCUCUUCUGUUGGCCAAAGAAAACAGAAGAUGAGUACGUCUAUAAGAAGGUAGAUGUUCCUAAUGAGGAUGUAGAGGAGGAGGAGGAGGAAGAGGAAGACGAAGCAGUCCUUGGUGAAGAACAAGGACCAGAAAAUGGGGACGCGACACAGGCUGAAGUUGUAGAAGAAGAGGAGGAAGAGGAGGAAGUCAACGGUCUUUCAGGAGAUGAGGAAGAGGAAGAGGAGGGAGAGGACGAAACCAAAACGCCAGAGAGAACAACAGAUGACGUGUGUAAAGGCGACAGCGGUGCUGCGGAAGAGGGUCAGAAACAGUCUGUGAGAAAGCGGAGGGUUCGUAAAGACUGAGGUGAACCCGGGGAUCACUACUGCCCCCUAAUGUCCCAUCUGAGGAGAAGCAUCACUGCUGUUGCACUUCCACUCUGUCUGUGAGCAGAGCAGUACAAACCUCCUCAAAAACACCUGGAAGCCUGCCCCAUUGUCUCUCCUGUGUCCUGCAGUAUAAAGCAACCUCAUCCAAUUCAUAUUCUUACUUCUAGGUCCAUUAAACACUAAAUUCCACAAUUCUCAAAAUAUUUACACAAACGGACAAUUCAUGAUGCAUUUAGCUUUCAUUUUCCAUCUAUACCCAACCCACACCAAGAAUAAACCAGGACUAACCCAGGUCUAAACUUGGACUACAUCAAGACUUGAAAUGGAAUGUUGACUUUAAAUAUAUGUGUGUGUUUUGCCAUCUUUUUGCCAUCUUAAUAUUUUCAUCUUGUUGAACAUAAACAUUGCAAGUACCUACAAUUCCAAAAUUUGCCUUGGAUCAACAUAAAAGAAUUUGAGAAAAGUAACAUAAUACAUCCAUUUAAAGUUAACAUUUUUGUGUGCAUUUAAAGUAAGAAGACAAUUUGAGAACAGUUAGUCUUUCUUUCAAGUGAGAUUGUAUUAUUAUUGUUUUUUUAUUUUUUAUUUAAUUGCUCAUAGCUCUGCCCCACCCCUUUCUCCUCUUACUUUACUUCAUAUACGACUCAUCCCAUCUAAAGCUGAUGAACUUCUAGGCAUUAAGGGUCCCAUAGUGCUCAGUUAUGGACUCUAGGAUUCAUUAUAACAUCAUAUUAUAGGAGCUACUACCAUGUUAUGAAUGAUAUUGUAUCAUACCACUUUUAUCAUGUUAAGGAUCCCAUUCAACUUUCUUCUAUAUCAUGUGUUUUUAAAUAGUUGGCAAGAGGUUGCCAGGUUGUGAGGGGGAAAAAAGCUGUUUUGUUUUGCAGAUUUUUGGGGCAUUUGUGCUGAAAAGGAGCUUCAGCUUAUAGGUUUUAAGAAUUACCUCUUUUAACAUUGAUGUUUUUGUUUAGAUGUUAGCUUAGUUUGUUAGAAGAGCCACUAUUCUGUCUGAUUUUAAGUUAUAGCUGGAUUGGCACUGAUGAUCAUAUUUAUUUAGUUUGAUGCCUGUAGUAUUAAAAACACAUUGUUUUGAAUGAUUUGAGGCAGACUUCACCAACUCUAGGCGUACUAGAAGCUGGGGAUGUAUUUUAUAGAAAAGACUGCUUUGGCCUAUAUGAAAUAGAAUUGCCUCUACCUAGUUCGAAGAUAUGUCCGUUUCUCAAUACACACCAAUGCACUCCCAGUCCUCUUCCGUAGCUGGAUUUCUGAUCCGAGAUUGUCGACUGGGAAAAUGUUGAAGUUAUUAGGUUUUUUUUAUUAUUGUUGCUUUUAUAGUUGAUAUUUUGGCCAGGAGUUGGCGAAUGUUCCUGUUUACAUUUGUUUGCAAAAUUGUACAUUGCUCUGAAAAAUAAAAUUAUUUAAUACAAAAUAUUGUAUGUACUACCUAAAUAUUAAGAUUAAACUACGGUACAUAUGG